Drosophila innubila is the source of this 3162-nucleotide messenger RNA. RefSeq names its product putative homeodomain transcription factor (gene phtf). The record is from RefSeq and is a predicted model, not a curated record. Lineage: Eukaryota; Metazoa; Arthropoda; Insecta; Diptera; Drosophilidae. Gene Ontology annotation, cellular component: endoplasmic reticulum. Bases 289 to 2850 code for a protein of 853 amino acids. The transcript is spliced from 9 exons.
ACAGUGCUUCCAAAUUUUGUAGGAGGAAGACGUUUUACGUUUCUACUCUGCAAUUUGAUUAUUUUGGCCAUAAAUGCAAGUGCAAAACACCAACUAAACAACGGUUGUGUAUGCGCAGUGCAUGUUAAAUUUAUAAAUUAAACAAAAUAUAACAAGUGUUGGCGUCGGUAACGCGUUAACAUUAUUAAAGUGACUGCGCGCCUGUUGGAAGUGCAUAAAAAUCGAUUAGCAUUUGUGAAAUUUGAGCCGGUCGCGUGACAAUUUAGCGGAUUUUAUGUCAUUUUUACUAUGAAAUUGGAUGAAAUUGUUGCAUGGUACCAGAAACGAAUCGGCACCUAUGAUAAGCAAGAAUGGGAGAAAACCGUAGAACAGCGUAUUUUAGAUGGCUUCAAUAGCGUUAACUUGAAGAACACCAAGCUUAAAACGGAACUGAUUGAUGUGGAUCUGGUGCGAGGCUCGACAUUUCCGAAAGCGAAGCCAAAACAAACUUUACUCACUGUCAUACGUUUGGCGAUAUUGCGUUACCUGUUGCUGCCACUUUAUGCACAAUGGUGGGUGAAGCAGACGACACCGAAUGCCUUUGGCUUCAUUCUCUGUCUAUAUCUCACACAACUGAUCAAUUGGGCCAUAUAUAUCAUGCACAGCAAUCGAAUUGCGCCGCUUGUCUACGAUCAGGAAGUGAAUGCCACAAAUGUCGAUGAUGCGGCGACUGUUGCCGAUAAGCAGCAAUCGGAGGAGAAUGCUGAUUUGCUCAGCGCAUUGUUAAUACCCUGUGCGCUCAGCUUACUGAUUAGCUUAAUACACUCACAGAUUGUGGCAACGAAUACGGCUCCAGGCAGCAGCACUAAAAACAAACUGCGACGUUUCUCCAUGACCAGCUUCAGUGAGAAAUCAAAUGCGCCUAGGGAACAACGUUUGCGACGGCGCAAGAAGUUUGUGCGCAUGCGACAAUCCGAAACGGACAUUUCACAGGCCAGCAGCAAUCACUCCCUAAGUACACGACGUGCCAAACUGACACCCAUGACACCCGUUGAGCCAGCGACUCCAACGACCACAACUGAGCUAAAACCCUUCAAUUGUUCAUCCGUUCCCAGUGAGGAGACCUUCCCAACCACAACUGCCAUAACCACCGUACAUCAUCAAGAAGCAGCUGCCGAUAGCACAACCCUCAAGGAGCCAAUCUAUGAUCUCAGAAAGAUAGCAACUGAUGUGCCCGAAAGUCCCCAUAAGAAGCGCAAUGUCAAUUGGCACACUCCCAUACAGAUUUGUGCCACAUUCGAUCAGAAUGAAUUGCCCUCAUCCAGCAUUGAACUGUGCAAUGCCGUGCCAGCGCCAAGUGGAUCAAGAUUGCAGCCCAGCUAUCGCAUUGGCGAAGACGAUGGCUUCGAGAGCCUCAAUGGCAAAAGCUCCAGUGGCGAGGACAACAAUCUUUCACCCAAUGUUGUUGCUGGCAAUGCAACAGCAACUUUAGCACAGCCAUCGCAGCUGCGAUUGCGUCUUAAUGUAAGCAGCAACAACACCUCCAAUAACAGCAGCAACAAUGCGUCAACAACUGAAAAAAUGUCCCGGGAAUCGAGCAGCAGCUGUGCCGAAUCAGAUGGAUGCGAUGAUGCGGAUAUUAUAUCAAGUCCAGCCUCGGCAGGCACACAGGAAUUUAAUACAUCCGCCACCGAUUGGUUGGGCGUAACCACAAACAGUGAGGAUUGCAGCUACACCUCCGAACUGGAUCAAUCGGAUGGCGGAUAUAAGCAUCAGCCAUGCAGCGAUGAGGAGCUGCCAGAACUGGACAUAACACCCACAACAAUAUUGAAUCCGCACAGCAGCACGGAUCGCAUUAGCUGCACCAUUUGGGAUCAGCGCGAUACGAAGAAGGCGCAACUAUCUGUGCUGGAGAUUGCCUCGUGCAUCAUCGAGCGCGUCGAUUCGCUGGGCGUGACCAACGAUUACAUUUACAUUGGCGUCUUCUUCUCCUUUCUGCUGACACUGAUUCCAACCUUUUGUCGGCUGUGCGAGAUCACAAUUGAUGCGGAUAAGGCCAGCGAGAUAAGCUACUUCAAUAUGCCGCAGUUGUUGUGGGAGAAGUCAUCGUCCUCGUUCUUUACAAUCUUGGGCUUUGCCUUCGGCGAGGCGCAAUGGGAACGCACCGUGUUGGCCUUGGGCUUUGUCCAGCGUUUAUGCCUCACGCUCAUCUUAUUCAUCAUCUUUGCUGUCGCAGAACGUACCUUUAAACAGCGUUUUCUGUACGCAAAACUCUUUUCACAUCUGACUUCGUCACGUCGUGCUCGCAAAUCGAAUCUACCACAUUUUCGUCUCAAUAAAGUGCGGAAUAUCAAGACCUGGCUGAGUGUGCGAUCCUAUCUAAAGAAACGCGGCCCUCAGCGUUCAGUGGACAUUAUUGUAUCAGCCGCAUUUAUAGUCACUCUGCUGCUGUUGGCCUUUCUGAGUGUGGAAUGGCUGAAGGAUUCGGUGCAUUUGCACACACACUUGACGCUGGAGGCGUUAAUCUGGUCUAUAACCAUUGGCAUCUAUUUACUGCGUUUCAUGACACUUGGUCAGAAAAUUCAGCACAAAUAUCGCAGUGUUUCGGUGCUGAUAACCGAACAAAUCAAUUUGUAUUUGCAAAUUGAACAGAAACCUAAGAAAAAGGAGGAAUUAAUGGUCUCAAAUAGUGUACUAAAGCUGGCAGCUGAUCUGCUCAAGGAACUGGAAACGCCAUUCAAGAUCUCUGGUCUAAGUGCCAAUCCCUAUCUGUUCACAACCAUCAAAGUUGUCAUCCUAUCGGCACUCUCCGGUGUGUUGAGCGAGGUGCUCGGCUUUAAAUUGAAGCUACACAAAAUUAAAAUUAAGUAAGUCAAAACAAGGAAAAAUUCAAGUUAACUGUGGAGUGAACAGAAUGGAACGAUAAUCGGAUCAUUGGCAAGGCGAAUGUUAUAUUUUUGUAGUACAAUUUUUUGGAAUGCUUUAAGAAAGAAACCUACAAAAUUACCUAAAUAUAGUUUUUAUAAAAAUAAUUCAAAUUUUAAUAGUAAUAAAUUAAGUAAGCCAACGUUUAUGUUUGUCAUGUGAUUGUUUAGCCAGCGUUAACUACUUAAAUUGUAAUUCCUACAUCUAAUAAUUAUACAAACUAAUAUUUAAUAAAGUCCUAUAUUUACAUAAACACAA